Messenger RNA from Aspergillus neoniger CBS 115656, 404 nucleotides. RefSeq lists its product as uncharacterized. The coding region runs from base 158 to 370 and encodes 70 amino acids. NCBI's taxonomy places the organism in Eukaryota, Fungi, Ascomycota, Eurotiomycetes, Eurotiales, Aspergillaceae. The transcript has a single exon. The record is from RefSeq and is a predicted model, not a curated record.
CGAUCCGCCCACUCGUGGCUGGGAGAGCUGAAACCGGCACAAGGUUUCGCUUCCCUUAGUUUGAUCGACCGUCACAUCUUUGCCGCCCGCCUAUCCCUCGGAACCGAAACUGUGACCUCGACCGAACCGCGACAAAUGAAACAGACGAGCUGAUGGGAUGAGCAAAGGUGGCUUAGAGAGCGGGUGGUGCCGCCUGUCCAUGGUUGCUUUUGGAAGGGAAACAAGAUGGGAUCGACACGAGAGGCGCAACUUGACUUUGCUGAUGCCGUGGUUGUUUGGCACUCUCGGCGCGUGUGUGUUACGUAUGUCUCUCGUCGGCACCAAAAGGUUGGAUGGAAAGAAAGAAGAAAGAAUGAAAGGAUUUAGUUAGUUAAUGAUUUGGUGUUAAGGCAAAAAUGCCAAAC